Messenger RNA from Menidia menidia (Atlantic silverside), 3010 nucleotides. The record is from the annotation of a GenBank genome assembly. Lineage: Eukaryota; Metazoa; Chordata; Actinopteri; Atheriniformes; Atherinopsidae.
AAUUUUAAAAUCUAAUGGUUGGUGGGGCCUAACGCUGGCAGUGGCCCCCCAAAUUAUUACUUUCUUCCGGUCACCUGACUUGACCGUGGUCGUUGUUGUUUACCUCUGUCGUCUUUGAUAGGCUCAUGCCCUCCCAUCUGACCCAAAACACCGAAGAGACAGAUAUUUGCAAGCAGCAGCUGGUCCUUCAGGCGUUGGUCUGACAGUUUCCAAAAAAACUGAUGAUUAUCCGCCUGUUCACCUGUAGAGCCAUCAUAAACUCUCACCUCAAUGCUCACCUGAGAAAGCCCAGGAGAGGCCAAGACAUGGCCAGACCCAGUUCAGACCUGGCGGCAUUCAGAGACAUUUUUUCCAAGGCCAACAACAUCGUCAUCAUCACUGGAGCAGGGGUCAGCGCUGAGAGUGGGGUCCCCACCUUCAGAGGGGCGGGAGGCUUCUGGAGGAAAUGGCAAGCCCAGGAGCUGGCCACCCCAGAGGCCUUCGCCAGAAAUCCAUCUCGUGUUUGGGAGUUCUACCACUACCGACGUGAAGUGAUGCUCACCAAAAAUCCCAACCCGGGCCACCUGGCCAUCGCUGAAUGUGAGGCCCGCCUGAACAAGCAGGGCCGUAAAGUCACCGUCAUCACCCAGAACAUCGACGAGCUCCACCGCCGCGCCGGAUCCAAAAACAUCCUGGAAAUACACGGGAGCUUAUUUAAAACGCGCUGCUUGAGCUGUGGUCACGAGGCGGCCAAUCACAGGAGCCCCAUUUGCACCGCUCUGGAGGGCAAAGGAGCUCCCGACCCGGAAUCUCAGGAUGCACAGAUCCCCGUCGAGAAGCUUCCCCGGUGCGAGCAGACGGGCUGUCACGGCCUUCUGAGACCAGCUGUGGUUUGGUUCGGAGAGACUCUGGAUUCCGACAUCCUCAGCCGAGCAGAGGAAGCGUUGGACAGCUGCGACCUCUGCCUCGUGGCUGGCACCUCUUCAGUUGUGUACCCGGCAGCCAUGUUUGCUCCUCAGGUUGCAACCAGAGGCGUCCCAGUGGCUGAAUUCAACAUGGAGGACACUCCAGCCACCAUGCACUUCAAGUUCCACUUCCAUGGCCCCUGUGGGACCACCUUACCCCCUGCACUGGCUCACCACGAGGACGAGCAGCACUGAGGAAGCUAGCCACCACCAGAGGACUGUACUACAAAUACCAGCCAUGCGUUCAGUGUAGUGAGCAGUCCAUUUGAAUCAUGUGGCCAAAUACAGGCAACACAAAAAGAAUGUGAGAUAUUAUGAAUUUAGGUAUUUAACAGUUUGUGCUACAUGCUGUUCUUUACACUACUGCUCUGUGCUCUGAGCCCAUAGGUCACUCCUAAAAGUGUGUUAUUUCGAGAGGUCUGAAGCUGAAAAUGAGUCUGAAAAAGCUAUAUUUCCUUUCAGUGGCAGCAGGGGGCAGUGUGUAGCUGCUGCUGCCUCAGAAGCGUGUGACGUGUGGCCUUUGUAUUGUCUGAAUUUAUGGACUGUGAUGAACACUGUGUGAGAUGCCUUCCAGUGGACAUUAAAGCGGUGCAUUCCCUCUGAAUGACACAAGCGCGAGGUUUUCCAUGUCGCUUUCUGCCUUGAUCAGAAAUGGUCGGUGAGUUUACUUCCACAUUGCCCAUAAAGACUUCUGUAGCUUCUCUGUUAUAGGCGACACUCUGCUCCACAGAGAUGAGAUUGCUCCUGACACUUGCUUGGCCUGAACCAACCCAACCCCCCUGCUUCCAUAAUCUGAACAUGAACACAUGGUGAACACUGGAGUCCAGUGCUGUAUUACUGCUGUGUGGCAGUGGAAUCAGGCAAUAUUUCACCAAUGACCUCAUAACCAAUGCUUAGGCUUCUUCCAAAUGAUUAUGUUUCUCUAAAAAAAGAAAACACGAGCAUAUUUUUUUUAUUAACUACGUAAAUAUCCAUUGUGCUAAUGUUAGAAGGGUCUGUUAAUGAUAUUCAGCUCCUUAAAUGACUUGUGGAAAUUGAUUAGUAUAGCCACUAUUUGAAAAAAUAAGCAAAGAAAAAUAUCUCAUUGCAUUUCCUCAUAUGUAAUGGGAAUCAACACAUUUUCUCCAUGACGAAUAAUUGUGGAAAUAGAAAAAUAUACUCUUUUUAGCAUUACACACCCAAAUCAAGUUUUAGAGAUGGUUUAAAUUCACUUGUUCAAAAAACAAAAAAAUGUGCUCUACCAAAUGCAAUGUUAGGGAUAAUGAAAAGGACUUUGAGUACAACAAAAGGGAUACCCAAAAAUACAAAAUGCUGAUAUUUUUUAAAUAAUUUACUACUAAGCUCUAUGUGUAAAUACACAGAGCCAUAAGUGAGGAUUUUAUCCCUGUAUGAAACACUUCAUUGCAUGCCUCACCAAAUGUUUAAGAUAUAACAUGUGGUGGAAAGUCACCUGGUUACGCACAGGUACACGGUAGCUGAAUGGACAUAGUCUUCUAUCAGAAUGUGCAUUACUUAUUAUUUUAGCCCACCUAUAGCAAAAUAUAGGACUUAAACAAACCUUGUCUGGGUACAAGUCCAGAGCAGGGACUUAUGAUAAGUUUUUUAGUAGAGUUUUGUUAGGAAGGCUUUUAUUGGAAGUAAAAAGCUAUCUUACUUUAUCAAUCAAUUCUUUUUUCGUUAGAGUGUCGAAAAAGUUGUGCUUUAAUACAAAAACAUUCUGUCUCAGAUGACUGCGCUUUUACAUGAAUAUUCGUUCAAAAACGAUGCUGCUUUUGAGUGUGUGUGUUAGAUAUUGAUGCUGCUGGGAGAAAACUCAAUACAAAAUGUAGGAUGUCAGGCAAAAAUCAACAAUACAACCCCCAAGGCUUCUAACUUGUGCUGGCCAAGAGCAGCUCUGUCAGCAGAUGUCAGCAAAAUGAGUUUAAUCUGGUGGGGAUACUCAAUUUAGCAUCAAUAAAUCUCUUCUGCCCAUUUCUGUAUUUCUUCCUCUGCUUUUACUCAGCCGCCUCCUGCGGUGUGGUCUGUAUAUCCGCCAUGUGUGCAGUGUUUCAGACACCAGGCUUCCC